AUGAAAUUGGAUGAAGUUAAUAUAACGGAACUCAGCCCUAGUAAGCUAUUGGAGUACUCAAAAAAAUGUGUUACUAUGCUUAAGCAAAAAGACAAAGAAAUAUCAUUGUUACAAGUAGAUCGAAAUCAGGCAAAUAUAGCUAUGAAAGUCGCACAGAAAUCUGUCAAUAAACUUCAAUUAGAGAUGACUAAAAUGGAAAAAAAAGCGAUAGAUGAUGCAAUUUUAAUACAGGGUCUUGAAAAACAAUUACGUAUGCAACGAGAAGAGUUUACUUAUCAAAACACCUACAAUUUGGACGUCAAACGUUUGGAAAAUGAAUUAGCCACAAAAGCAACAGAUUUAAAGUGGGAAAAUCAUAACAAUGACUUAUUUUUACUGAAUCAUUCGCUUCGGGAUGAUUUGAAAAAACAAAGUGCACAACACACAAACGAAAAAACAAAUCUGGCAGUCCAAAGUGUUAAACGUUUAAAUGACAGAGCCAAUGUGAUAAAAUGUACUGCAGCUCAUUAUUUAGCCGAAAUAGAUGAAGAACAAAAAUACGCGAUUCGCUUUGUUCAAAAAAAACAUAUUCUAGAGUUACGAUCAGUUAGGUCCCUACAUAAUGAUAAUACACGUAUAUUGAUGGAUACGUACAAUAAAGAAAUCGAAGAAUUAAAAGUUGAAUAUGAAGACAAAUUAGACCAAUUUUUGGAUUUGUCUGAAUCGUUGCAACAAAAAUUGGAGUAUAUUGCUGAAAAUAAUCAUUUUUUACAAAAACGUAAGUCGAUUAUUGAAAAUAAAACAAAAUCGCUGAAUGACUCAUCUCAAGUACUCCUAAAAAGAAAUGAAUACUUGGAAAGGGAAAAUAAAAGUUAUAACAAUUGUAAAAGACAAUUAAAUAGCUUUAACAGAGAAUUACAGAGUAUUAAAGUGCGAUUAAAACAGAUAACGAACGAAAAAGAUUUAUUAGAGGAAGAAAAUCGUAAGAUGAAACUAGACCUUGAAAACUCCGAUGAAUACCAUGAAAAAAAAAUGAGAAACAUGGAAAGGAGAUUCAGUAUGAAAAUAAUGUUACUGUCAAAGUAUGGGACAGAAACAAACUCCGAAUAG
This is a messenger RNA of Macrosiphum euphorbiae (potato aphid), 1089 nucleotides long. The record is from the annotation of a GenBank genome assembly. Lineage: Eukaryota; Metazoa; Arthropoda; Insecta; Hemiptera; Aphididae.